GAUGAGCACGCGAGUGUGAGUGAGAGAGUGAUGUGAUUGAAUCUGUGGGAAAAUGGAUUUUGUGUGUCCCUCAUGGUGAGUUCUCGAUUGCGAAAUGGGAAAUCGUCGCUCAGCAGGGUGGAAUAGUUCUCCAACCCCAUUCCACUUACAACAUCCCCAUGAGAUGCAGCACAUAUCAAGGGGCAAAAAGUCACAGAAAUUCAGUAUCUUGUGAACCCAUCUCGUGAACGCUUUGCUCAAAUCAGUGCUCCUCCGUCUAUCCUUAUAACACUUCCUAUAUCCUCCAGGAUGUGAAGUGGUAGCAAUUGAGAGACAUCUGCUACGGACAUCCAUAUAAUAUCUAUAGUGCCAAGUUCAAAAGUGACUGGUGAAAGAGUGCUCAAAAGCUUUUAUAGGAGUGCAUAAUCAACAGGUCGGCAAUGAAAUUGGGGAAAUUGAUAGACCCAACAGGGAGUAGUGUUGCGAAUGCCACUUAGAAAGGGAAGAAGUCCAGUAACUGGCACAGCCGCCACGUCUACACCUCACCAGGCGGCUGCUACAGUUCCCCACAUUGUUGCACCCAUUGGUACAUUCCUGGCACCAACAACGACCUAUGUGAGUGUACCAAGGAUUCCACAAGAUCCUCUAACGGCAUGCCUGGAUGCCAAUGGCACGUACAUUUGUACAGCCUACAACUCCAGAUGCCUCAUCAUCCAAAAGGUAACUCCACAGGUAAUUGGCUUCGAGGGCAUUAAUCCUGAAGAAUACGCAGAUUAUUGCAAAAGCGCCUCAAGUACUGCUCCAUCCUGCGAUGGAUAUUUCUAUGCCGUUCCCGAGUGUCCGACUUUUGAUCCAUCGGCAACCCAGUGUGUCGGGUAA
Messenger RNA from Phlebotomus papatasi, 858 nucleotides. RefSeq lists its product as uncharacterized. Lineage: Eukaryota; Metazoa; Arthropoda; Insecta; Diptera; Psychodidae. Bases 466 to 858 code for a protein of 130 amino acids. The transcript is spliced from 3 exons. The record is from RefSeq and is a predicted model, not a curated record.